Pleurotus ostreatus (oyster mushroom) is the source of this 1332-nucleotide messenger RNA. RefSeq lists its product as uncharacterized. NCBI's taxonomy places the organism in Eukaryota, Fungi, Basidiomycota, Agaricomycetes, Agaricales, Pleurotaceae. The coding region runs from base 1 to 1332 and encodes 443 amino acids. The record is from RefSeq and is a predicted model, not a curated record. The transcript is spliced from 13 exons. Gene Ontology annotation, cellular component: membrane. Gene Ontology annotation, molecular function: chitin deacetylase activity. Gene Ontology annotation, biological process: carbohydrate metabolic process.
AUGCAUGGCACUCUAAUAUCGCUGGUCUUGGCGCUUUCUCUGAGUGUAUCCGGGACGCCUCAGCAGCCGAGCACAAAGGUCGCAAAUGGUUCCACCGCGAAAUGCGACCCCUACGAGGAGGAUCUCGUAGAGGCUAACUUGUCCUCUUUUCCACCGAUAUGGGAGAAGGCCACCAUUGUAGACGGCGACAAGGACGCGCAGGCAACUUUCUCCGCCCUAAAAGGCAAGAUUCCCAAUAUAUCCAUAAAGGGUGGUGGAGCGUCAAACAUUUCUGAAGCAUUAAAAACCUACCCGGACAGCGACCCAGAUUGUUGGUGGUCGUUUAACCAAUGCACCGAUGCAAAGUAUCCAGGUGUACCAGACGAUAUAUCGUUCGUGCCCGAACCGAAAACUCUAGGAUAUGGCUUCGAUGACGGACCCAACUGUGCUCACAAUACUUUCUACGACUAUCUGGCAUCGCAGAAGCAACUUGCCACGAUGUAUUUCGUGGGUAGUAACGUUAUAGAUUGGCCGAGGGAAGCUCGGCGAGCCGUUUCGGACGGCCAUGAGAUCUGCCUUCACGGAUGGUCGCACAAGUACAUGACUACGCUUUCCAACGAGGAGGCGUUUGCAGAGUUGUAUUACGGUGUGUUAGCUGUGUGCUACCAUACCUCCGUCAUACUGACUGGCAACUUUAGCUUCCAGUUCAUCACAGGUGUAACUCCAACUUGCUGGCGGCCACCUUUCGGCGACACCGAUGACCGAAUCCGCUUCAUUGCCCAGAGCCUCGAUCUCGUCACCAUCCUUUGGCAAUACGACACCUUUGACUGGAAGGGCGGCCAAGGCGACGCGCAAGAUGACGCUGAAGUCAACAAGAACUACGCUGACAUAGUCUCCUUAGCUGAGAAUGGUGCAUUUGACAGCGUGGGGGCGAUCGUGCUUAUGCACGAGCUAAGUACGUUCACGAUGUCGAAAGCAGUAGAGUAUUACCCCGACUUCAAGCGGGUAUUUGAUCACAUUCUCCCUGUCGGCGCCGCUGUCAACACCACAUCAAGUAACGACUUCAAACGAAGCAUCCCCUACCAAUACACUUGGACAGGUGUUGGCGGGCCUUACGAUCCAUAUUAUGGUAUGUCGGGGUACCCGAAUAGCGGCGUCUCGCUGCGAACGAGCAGACAAGAUAUAGCGGAUGUUCUGUGGGUUAUAUAUCUUGUUUGGCUCGUAUUGGACGCUAGGGCUUGUUAUGCGGUUAUUCGCGCCUUCGGCUCUGAGGGAUGUCUGCCAAUAUCGCCGCGAAUGGGAGACUUUGUUGACGCACAACGCACCAAGGGGGAAUUCAUAUUCAGGGGCUAA